CUUACUACUUCUCUUAAAGCAUGAGCGAUCGCGGGUAAAACCGGGUGUGUCACAACCACGGAGUCCCCUAUUGAGUCGCUGGUUAAAUUCCUUCCAUCGUGGUCGACGACUUUGCGACGACUGUGUCUAAUACGACCCACGGCGCAACACCAUGGAAAACUCCGACUCUUCCAGUAACCACGAAUUCUUCGCCCUCGCAUCCGAUGCAGUCGUCGAAAACGGUUGGAUAUGGUCGGACGAGGACAAGGCCCAAUGGCAGCCAGGACCUUCCUCGGUACAAGAGUUCUACGCAAAGUGGCGUGGCGCUACUCUUCCCGACCAUACUUCGCUUCCCUACGAGAUAGAAGUCGGGUUACACGAAGACGGCACACCCCUCCUCCCAUUCCAUGCACACGACACGGCGGAAACUCGAAUUUUGAUCACGAAGACGUACGAAGAUAUAUUCCACCGCUUGUUGGACCUUCGUCGAGUGGGCAAGAGUUCCAGGGGCGCCGUGAUCACUGGCCAGCCGGGCACUGGAAAAUCCACUUUCCUCAAAUACAUGCUCAUACGACUCCUCUCAACCAGUCAAGUGGUACUCCUAUGCAACACCACCAUCAUCCAUCUCUUCUUCGACGGUCACGUCUACUCUCGCCCUGCCUCAUACGGCUUCCACUACCUCCCUAAACUUCCAGGGUUCGAUAAUCUGGCCCCUUGGGCAUUAAUCGACGUGGACUUUCAAGAUGUCGGGGCACCGUUGGAUAAUGAUUCAGAUGUCUGGCCGAUUCAGGUUUCCGAUCCGAAUCCGAUACGAUGGAAAUCCUGGCUCGAGCGUUUUGGUGGUGUCGAGUGGGGAAUGCCUCUGUGGAACUUCGAGGACCUUCUCCAUGGUCUUCGUCUGCAAGUUGGCUACGCUGAAUAUCGCAACAGUCUGUCCGAGGCUCUCUCUGCGAAAUCAACACACCGGCCCGAUUCUCAAGACGUCGCGAUCGCGGAUGCCCUCGAAGUCCUCAAGAGAGAGAAGGAUUUGAAUCUCGACGACAUGCGCGAUGACGUGGACACCGACACGGUCGUCGAAUCAACCGAGAAGGACGAGGUGGACGACGCACUUGAGGUCCUAGUGGGCAAUGCCACCGAAGAGGUCGGUUUUGCCCCCCGCGAUGUCUACGGUUUAAUCUUCGCGUCCAGACGGAUGAAGAACGACCGCGUCAGGGCGCUCAAAACAUUCGACUACAGCGCCUUGGAAUCACUCAGCAAGACAUUCCAGAACACGCGGGCUUUGACUUAUGGGCAGUCACUCGUCGUCGCGGUGUCGCCGUACCAGAGAGGGUUAUUUGAUGAUGACGGUUGGAAGAUGGACUUCAAGUCUAUUAGGAUUGCGAAGGAGGCGGUGCUUAAGUUGAUGGAGAAGGACGAUCAGCAGCUUUUGGGGAUGUAUAGGUCUUUGUGUCACUCUGAGGAUACUUAG
This is a messenger RNA of Stereum hirsutum FP-91666 SS1, 1447 nucleotides long. RefSeq lists its product as uncharacterized. The transcript has 5 exons. The record is from RefSeq and is a predicted model, not a curated record. Bases 152 to 1447 code for a protein of 431 amino acids. NCBI's taxonomy places the organism in Eukaryota, Fungi, Basidiomycota, Agaricomycetes, Russulales, Stereaceae.